Messenger RNA from Stylonychia lemnae, 3099 nucleotides. Lineage: Eukaryota; Ciliophora; Spirotrichea; Sporadotrichida; Oxytrichidae. The record is from the annotation of a GenBank genome assembly.
AUGAGCGAACAACUAAUCAGCCAACUAUGCAUGACCUUCGAUUCCAUGAUUUCAUCAGACAACCAAGUUAGAUCUUAAGCCGAAAGCUAUCUUAAGCAGAUUCAAACAUCAGACGGCAUCAUCCAGAGCUUGCUCUAUAUCUCUACUAAUCCUCAAGAGUUCAACAAAGGCAAGCAAUUCGAUCUCUCAGCAUAAGCUGCUCUUUAUCUCAAACUUAGAGUUCAAUAAAGUUGGGGAGAGGAACAAGGCAAGGAAAAUUUUAACUCAAACAACAAGCCAGAACACAACUUCAGUAUGCCUCUAAACUAUCAGGAUAAAGAGUUCCUGAGACAAAAUAUCUUCAAAGCUCUUGAUUAAGCCUCAAGCAAGCCAAUCCAGUCAGCUUUUGAGAACAUAAUUUUCAACAUUGCCGAGUGUGAUUACCCGGAAAAUUGGAAAAGUGCAAUCUCAGAAAUAGAGGGUCGCUUGAAGUCAGGCAACGAGUUAGCUUAGAUUUCUGGUCUGACCGCAGUUAAAGAGAUUCUUGUAGCAUUCCAAUACCAAGUCAAGGAAGAGAGAGCUCCACUUAACAUGACAGCUGAGUACUUCUUCCCAAUGCUAGAGCAUAUCAUGCAGAAUCUUACUUCUACUCAAACAGAAAAUCAGAUCACUUUGAUGCAUUUAAUUUCAAAGAUUUUCUAUUCCGCAAACGAGCUCUAACUUACUCCUUACUUCAUGAAUCAACCUCAAAGAAUCUCUCCUUGGAUGAAUUUCUUUGUCAGCAUUCUUGAGACAGAGCUAGGUCCCCAAUUCGAGACACCAACUGAUAGCUGCCAGCAAAUCGAGGCUCUAGACAAGCAACAAUGCUGGAGACUAAAGGGAAUUGUAUCCUAGAGCUUGCUUAAAUUAUUCCAGAAAUUUGGCACGGGUUAUAUCGUCCAAUAAGGCCAAUAGCAACAAAAUAUCUUCAGCUAGUACUUUGAGAUGAGUCACACUUCCCAAAUUCUGAACUGUCUCCUCAAAAUCAUACUAAGUAAGCUUACUAAAUUUGUGGGCACCAAGACGCUAUGCUCUGCUCUUAAGACUGUUCAAGUAUCUAUUAAGUACAAAAACACCAGAAGACAGAUUCAAGACCACAUCAACACCAUCUUAUAUGAAGUUUCACUUCCAUUAAUGCUUUUGAAUGAGAACGAGUUCUCAUUGAUGACUGAGAACCCUAUUGAAUACGUGAGAAUGCAAGUUGAUCAGUCGAAUCCCUUCAAUGCCAAGCAAAUCGUAAAGACCUUAGUGAAGUCAAUCUGUAGCAUUAAGCAAACAAGAGGCCAAAAGAUCUCAAACUAUCUGUAGAAUUACUUGCAAGUCCUAGCAACUAAUCUACAGCAGGCCAAUGAUGACUUCAGAGUCAAAGAAGCAAUCAUGCACUCCCUUGGCAGUAUCAAGGAUCACAUUAAUGCAAGCCCAGAGUUAUCUCACAACAUGGAAGGCUUGUUAAAAGAAUUUGUUUUUGGUGAACUCAAGACUGACAAUCCAUUCCUAAGAGCAAGAGCUUGCUGGCUCUAUGGUCAGUUUGCAAAGCUCGAUUUCCAAGAUCAAGAUCACCUCAGAUGCGUUCUCAAUGAAUUGUUUACCAGCUUGUCAAAUGAGCAUCUCCCAGUCAGAGUUGAAUCUGCUCUUGCUUUGAACAGUCUUUUAUGCCACGAUUUAGCCAUUGAUUUCUUGAGACCUGGCCUAGAGACCUUACUAAAAACCUAUCUAAAGAUCAUGGACGAUAUUGACUUUGAUGAGCUAGUUGAAUCGCUCUAGCAACUAGUCAAUGUGUAUCAAGAUGAAAUCGCUCCAUACGCUAUUUCCCUUUGCUCUAAAUUGGGAGAAGCUUACUUGAAACUGCUCCAAAGCAAGGGUUCAGGCGAAGAUGAGGAUUAAGAGACUAGUUUGACCUGCGAUGGCUUGAUGACUGCUAUUAGAAGAGUACUUGAGUCCAUCAGCGGCAAAAACUAUCAAGAGUUGUAUCCCCAACUUGAGGAAAUCUUAGAACAACCACUCUAAGCUACCUUCACUGAGGCAGGCUAAAUGUCAGUAGAAGAGGGUAUUACUUGCCUAAGUGAACUAUUGUACAACCAGAAUGAAAUUAGCAUGAGAAUGUGGAACUUCUAUGGCAUCAUUAUUGACUUAAUUGCCAAUAACAGAGGAGUUUUAGAUGAAUACACUCAUGCAGUAUGUGUGCCACUCAUAAACUUCAUGUCAAAGAAUCCAGAGCAAUUUAGAAAUGCAAACUUCGGCAACCAAGGUUCAGCCCUUGAUAUGAUGUUCAAUCUUAUUGGUAAGAUCUUUGAAGUUGCAAAGAUCAAGGAAGAUGAAAUUGAAGCUAUGUGCGCUAUAACUUUGAUCAUGUCUCUUCUUGAAAACGUUCAGGGUAUUGAGUCCUCACUCCACAACAUUAUCGAAUAUUUAAUCAAAGAGCUCUAAACUGCUGAGACUCCAGACUACAAGAGCAUGAUCAGUUAAGGCAUCUGCAUAAGCUUAUGGCACAACACUCACAUGACUCUUAUGUCACUUGAGUAAUUAGGUUGCACUCAAAACUGGAUUAAUUUGCUUUUCUCACAAUUAAACGACAUCAAAUAAGACUUUGAGAUCAAGAGAUUUGUCAUUGGUUUAACCAGUCUCAUCUAAAAGGAUUAAUCUGAACUCCCACCAUCAGUUUAAGAAUAACUCCCAGGUAUCAUGAAGGCCCUCGUCUUCUUAUGCUAGAAGAGUAUUGUUAUCAGAGAAAAGAAUCUAUAAAAGCAAAAGGAUGAAGAAUGUGAGGAUGAAAACAUUGAAUAAGCCAUUAUCGAGGAUCAAGAAGAUGAUUGCGAGAUCAUGUCUGAUGAGGAUGAUGACGAAGACUACGACUGUAAUGAGGAUCUAGACAGAAAUCUCUACGACUCUAAGUUUGAUGAGAUGGACGAAGUCAUCUUCUUCAGAGAUGCUUUCAUGGAUCUCUAACUACGCCUUCCAAAUAUGUACAGUUUCCAUCUUUCAUGCCUUGACAAUCAAGAACAUUAAAACUUUGAACAAGCUAUCAACAAAGCAAUUGAGUAUUAACAAAUGAUCGCCCAAGAGCAAAACUAGUAAAAUUGA